Molecule: messenger RNA, 1451 nt
Organism: Saccostrea cuccullata (small rock oyster)
Lineage: Eukaryota; Metazoa; Mollusca; Bivalvia; Ostreida; Ostreidae
Product: probable peptidyl-tRNA hydrolase 2
Exons: 6
Coding region: 197-796 (199 amino acids)
Cellular component (GO): cytosol; mitochondrion
Molecular function (GO): peptidyl-tRNA hydrolase activity; protein binding
Source: RefSeq, a predicted model, not a curated record
AAAAAUUUAAACGUUAAAUCAUGGUGAAUUUCCGGUGAUGUCUUACUCUCAGAAAAUGAUGCAGAGAUAAAACCCAGUGGUUUGUUAAAAUUGUCAGCCAAGCAUAGCCAGCAUUUGAAACUUGAGUGUAUCUAUAAGUCUUGGUGCUUACUACCCAAAAAGAGACCUCUGACCAAAGACGUAAUUACAGAACAAUAUGGACUCGGGCUCAGAUGGAGCAUUUCAGCCAAAUGAGGACAUCGUUAAUAUUCUAACCUCCUUAGGAUUUUCUCGAAAUGCAUCUAUCAAGGCUCUCUAUUACACUGGGAACAGUAAUGCUGAUCUAGCUGCAGCAUGGGUCAUAGAAAACCAACAUCGCAGUGACAUUGAUUCACCUCUUAAUGAGGAUGAAUCGGAUGACCAUGGGGAUGAGGCAGGAUAUUUACCAGAAGGAGUGGACUUCUAUAAAAUGGUCUUUGUGGUCAACUCGGAGCUGGACAUGGGGGUCGGUAAAACGGCUGCACAGGUUGCUCAUGCUGCUCUGGGAUUACAUCGUACCCUGCUUGAUGAUCCUCAGAAGUAUGGACAGAUGUUGAUGAGUUGGGAACAGUUUGGAGAAACUAAAAUUGUAACAAAGGGAGAUAACACAGCACAGUUAAUGAGCCUUGCAGAAAAAGCUUCAAAUCUAGAUCUGCCACAUUAUAUUGUUCAUGAUGCAGGUAAAACACAGAUUCCUUCUGGAUCUACAACUGUUUUAGCAAUAAUGGGUAACCUUGAAGUCGUGGACUCAAUCACAGGCUCCCUCAAACUUCUUUAAUGAUGGAGGGGAUGAUAAUUUUAAUUAUAGCUUGAAUUAAAGAAAGGACUGGGAAUAUCUGCUUGAACAGACUAUUUAUUUAUGCUGCCAUUUUUGUCAUGUUAUGCCAUAGGCUAUCAAGCUGUAUAAAUUUCAUUUCUGUACAAUUAAUGAAUUUGACAUUGUCAAAUGUAUUUGUCCUUUGUAUGACAAAGAUAGCAAAUUUUCAUUAAACCAAUGUCAUACAGUGAAAAUGUUGUACAAAACCAAUGCUUUAGGAAGAUUUCAGUUUAAUUUUUAUAUACCCGCAUUUAUGUUACACCUGAAUUAAAUAUUCCUGGAAUAAACUAGUACAUGCUCAGAUUCUUGAAUGUAACAUGUUCAGUACACACUGUAUAGAUUCAAAAGCUUACAUGUAAUUGUCUUCAUUGAACCAUUUGUUCCUUGUUUUAGUAAUUUUCCAAUGAUAGCAAUUUAUGUCACCAUUUUUAACUGUUCUCUGCACAGAGCUGCUUUUACACUUGUGAACAUUGUGCAGUUGAUCUCUUUCAUUGCUGUUUGUGAUAUUUAGGUUUAUUAAGUUUCUGUACACAGAUGUGUACAUGUUUUACUGAGAACAAUAAGAAUUAUAUUGUUGCUUAAUUUAUAAUCAUGGAGAUUAAAGCUAUGGAUUGAA